Doryrhamphus excisus (bluestripe pipefish) is the source of this 4719-nucleotide messenger RNA. The record is from RefSeq and is a predicted model, not a curated record. Lineage: Eukaryota; Metazoa; Chordata; Actinopteri; Syngnathiformes; Syngnathidae.
GGAGUAUCGAGUGGAGUGGCCGCUGCCCUUCGAGCUAAAUGCUAAUAGGCUAACAGUAAAGCGACAACGUGAUGACGGAAAUAAAUAGUUAAAAAAAAACAAGAUGAAAAGAUUCAUCUUUUGAUGACUAGCAAAUGUGAAGUGGGGACCGACCUCGCGCUGGCGGCCAUCUUGACUCGACUGAAGGUCUGUUUGUUUACAUUACGCAGUGCAGUAUUUGUUGUAUUUACAUAUUAACAUUGUAGUUUUUCGACUUCUAUCCUACUUAUUAUUAUUGUUGUAACUUUAAAGACUGGCGAUGACGUAACGUGACCUAGCUAGCAACACUAAACUGCUGUGUGUGUGUGUGUGUGUGUGUGUGUGCCCCGGAUGCCUGCAGACACACACAUCUGUGACAGGCCGUGUGUUCUGUCAGUAGCAUCUGGACCGAACCUGCAGGCCUCAUGAGGUCCUCGUGUGACCUGCUGGGUGUGCGCGCGUGCGUGUGAUGUAUGCUACGUGUCAUUUUCAGUCAGUGUUGCGUUCGCUGAAGACUUUCUCAACGAUGACGUUCCGUAGAGGCAGAUGGUGCAGUUGCGGUGUUUGUCCACUAGAUGUCAGCAUCGUCCCUGUCUGUAAUGCCUCCCAGCAUCGAGCCAUAAAGCAGUCAAAUAUAAGAUGCUGUCUUGCACUUGCAUGAGAUGAAAGCUGAUUUUUUUUUAAAGUGAUGCAAUGCACGUGACUCAAGCAUCAACUGUGAUUUUAACACAGAGCAGAGAAAAAUCUCAAUAAUAAGGCUAACAUGAGCAUGGCAGCGAGCGACUUAAGAGGAACUAAAAAGGAGGAAUGUACAGACCCGUCUGAAGUUUGUCACCUGCAUGACUCAGACAAAUCUUGGAAUACGAUAUAGUCACAUGACACCAAAAUGGAGGUCCUUCGCAUGAGGAGAAACACCCCAAAGCAGAAUGUUUCCACCUCCAUGUUUCACAGUAGGGAUGGUAUUUUGGGCGUCAGUCACCAUUUUCUAUGCCUCCAUUUCUUGUUGUCCAAUGUCCGUUCUUGUUGAGGUCCUUCAUUGGCUUUUUGGUCUUGCCCAGGGUGGGAUGAAAGCAGUGCAAGGCAAGGCAAGAACCAAGUGAUUUAUUGAAAUAGAUGUUCAUUAUAUUCAUCCACAAGCAGCAGUGAUUCCACGUCGACUGGUUUGAACCCAAGAAAGAAGGAAUCCAGGUCAUGAUGUCAAGAUGAUGAAAGGAGUUUGAUGAAGACCAAAGCACAUGAAUCCAAGUUGAAGAACAUCUGGAGGUGCAACCGGUGUGCCGGCCGCUGUCUCACUCAGCCUUCAGCCAUCAUUCUCUCUGAGAGCUCGGCGCUGCGAUCGCCAGCUGGGUGGUAAUUGGCUGAAACGGAAGAGAAACAAGGUGAAAUGGACUUUUUCCUCACGUCACACCGUGUUUCUAUGUGAGAGUGUGUGCUCUGUCUCUGUGGAUCUUUGAGUGUUUGGCUGGAAGUCAACUACAACAUGGCUGCAUCAACUGAAUGCACUGAAGAAGAAGACGACGGAGAACAUUGGUGUCCCUCAACUUGAUGACGAAGAUGACGACGGCCACCAGAAGGACAGCCAUGGCCACCACCGUGGCAACAACGGUGACGCUCAUGUUGUCUGUUGAGAGCACAAGUGGAGUGAAGCAUGAAGAGGAAACCUUCACGACUACUUUGCAUGCAAACGUCACCCAUGGUCACGGUGCCAUGGAUCAAUAACGAGGACAUUUGGACUUGUGAUGGGAAACAUCUCCAAUGUGCAGUUCAACUGAAUGUGAAUUCUCACCUUCACGGCUGGCGUUACUCAGGAUGCUUCUUCUCUCCAGCUUGGUGACCAUGUCCUCCUUCACGCCAGACAGCUGAAACACACAUUCGUACUUGCCCUCCACGUCGGCCGUCCUCGUGGAGCUCCUCCCCGUCUUUCCUCCAAAACAGGUGAGCUCUGUUUGGGGUAGAAACGUGUCCGGAGAGGACGCCAUCUUCCUGAGGAGGUGCACCUCUGGAAGCUCUGCACAGGAAGAGAACAACGUGGAAAGAAGGGGGCGUGCUAACGUGGUUACAAUGGUGAAGAUAUGUGGUGUGCCUUCUACCUGUUCUCAGUAGGACGUCCCUCCCAUAGUUGACAUACUUCUUCAAAGCCGGACAUUAGCACUCAUCGGCGGCCAUGGCGCGGAGGUUCUUCGUGGGAGGAAACUGGAAGAUGAACGGCGACAAGGAGUGCUUGGAUGCGCUCAUCGGCAGCCUAAACGCGGCCAGCCUGCACGACGACACCGAGGUGGUGUGCGCGGCCCCGUCCAUCUACCUGGACUUCGCUCGCUCCCGUCUGGACCCCCGAGUCGGCGUUGCGGCCCAGAACUGCUACAAGGUGGCCAAGGGAGCGUUUACAGGGGAGAUCAGCCCAGCCAUGAUCAAGGACUGCGGGGCCGACUGGGUGCUUCUGGGACACUCGGAGCGCCGCCAUGUGUUUGGUGAAAGCGACGAGCUGAUUGGCCAAAAGGUGGCUCAUGCGCUGCAGAGCGACCUCGGCGUGAUCGCCUGCAUCGGGGAAACGCUGGAGGAGCGCGAGGGCGGCACCACAGAGGAAGUGGUGUAUGCUCAGACGCAAGCCAUCGCAGACAAUGUGAACGACUGGGCCAAAGUGGUUCUGGCCUAUGAACCCGUGUGGGCCAUCGGCACGGGCAGGACGGCCUCGCCUGAGCAGGCUCAGGAGGUCCACGAGAAGCUGAGGGCGUGGCUCAGAGCCAACGUGUCAGACGACGUGGCCGACGCGGUGCGCAUCAUCUACGGAGGGUCCGUCACGGGAGCCAACUGCAGGGAGCUGGCGUCUCAGGAGGACGUGGACGGCUUCCUGGUGGGCGGAGCCUCGCUCAAGCCGGAGUUUGUCGACAUCAUCAACGCACGCGCUUGAGGGGAAGCCAAACCAGCACGGACCUCCGCCGAGAUUCAAGUCAAGGGGGGCUUUUUUUUCUUUUUUAUGUGAAUAAUAUACUAUUAUGAGUAUUAAAGGAUUAACUUAGUAUCUUAAGGAAAUAUGUUUUUUUUAAGUUCGGUUGUGGAAAAAGUUAUGGGAGUAAAGUCAGAAUUUGUUUUUCAAGAAACUUGAAAUACUUAGAAAAUCUGGAAAAAAAACAGCUGUAAUUUUACAAGAAUGAAGUCAAAAUAUUCAUAAAAGUUGUACGUUUAGUAGCAUAGAGUUGAGAUAUUACAUAUCAAAUAUUUGUAGUGUGAGAAACAAAACAAAAUGAAACUAUCGUUUGUGGAGAACUGAGUUGGAGAAAAAGUUGUAAUAUGGCAUAAUGUCACAAUUCAUUCAUUUUCUACCGCUUAUCCUCACGAGGGUCGUGGGGGAUGCUGGAGCCUAUCCCAGCCGUCUUCGGGCAAGAGGCGGGGUACACCCUGGACUGGUGGCCAGCCAAUCACAGGGCACAUAUAGACAAACAACCAUUCACACUCACAUUCAUACCUAUGGACAAUUUGGAGUGGCCAAUUAACCUAGCAUGUUUUUGGAAUGUGGGAGGAAACCGGAGUACCCGGAGAAAACCCACCCAUGCACGGGGAGAACAUGCAAACUCCACACAGAGAUGGCCGAGGGUGGAAUUGGACUCGGGUCUCCUAGCUGUGAGGUCUGCGCGCUAACCAAUCGACCCCCGUAAAGUCAAAAUAUAAUGGGAAUAAAAAUGGGGAAAUAGACCAAAGACUGAAAUUCACAUUCAUUCAUCUUUAUUCUUUAUUCAUUUUCUACCGCUUAUCCUCAUGAGGGUCGUGGGGGAUGCUGGAGCCUAUCCCAGCUGUCUUCAGGCGAGAGGCGGGGUACACCCUGGACUGGUGGCCAGCCAAUCACAGGGCACAUAUAGACAAACAACCAUUCACACUCACAUUCAUACCUAUGGACAAUUUGGAGUGGCCAAUUAACCUAGCAUGUUUUUGGAAUGUGGGAGGAAACCGGAGUACCCGGAGAAAACCCACGCAUGCACGGGGAGAACAUGCAAACUCCACACAGAGAUGGCCAAAGGUGGAAUUGAACCUUGGUCUACUAGCUGUGAGGUCUGCGCACUAACCACAGGGCCACCGUGCAGCUUCAUAAUACUUCAUAAUAUACUUUUUAUGCCUAUAUCACAAUGGCUGAAAUGCCAUUUUUAUGUCUUGAAAUAUAUCAAACUACCCCGCCUCUCGCCCGAAGACAGCUGGGAUAGGCUCCAGCACCCCCGCGACCCUCGUGAGGAUAAGCGGUAGAAAAUGAAUGAAUGAAAAUGAAUGAAUGAAUGAAUAAAAUAUAUCAAACUUCUUAGCAUAUGACACCAUUUCAAAUGUGAAAUUGCAAACUGUUUAUUUGACACAUUUUCAUUGAUACACUUUCUUAGUUUUCUUUGAAAUUCUUCUUUAAAAUCUCUUGUGGGACAUUCAGCACAAAGCAAAAGAACAAAGUGGUGUAUUGACGAGGAAGAGGAGGAGAAAGUAAAGAGGAAGAGUGUGCAUGUUGGCUUCCUGGUCAUCUUUUUCAAUUCAACUAAUAAUAACAGUGCAUGUCUGGCUUUUCAACUCAACCUGCAUGUGUGUGUGUGUGUGUGUGUGUGUGUGUGUGCGCGUGCAUACAGGUCAUGAGUCCAGUGCAUAUUCUUUUUUUUUUGCAUGUGUGAUUUCCUCAUUCGACCAUGGCUUGGUCUGCGUGUGUGUGUGUGUGUGUGUGUGUGUGAGUGUGUG